This is a messenger RNA of Nanorana parkeri, 2652 nucleotides long. RefSeq names its product protein-glutamine gamma-glutamyltransferase E-like. The record is from RefSeq and is a predicted model, not a curated record. Bases 1 to 2652 code for a protein of 883 amino acids. Gene Ontology annotation, molecular function: protein-glutamine gamma-glutamyltransferase activity. Gene Ontology annotation, biological process: peptide cross-linking. Lineage: Eukaryota; Metazoa; Chordata; Amphibia; Anura; Dicroglossidae. The transcript is spliced from 11 exons.
AUGGCAGUGUCCAGCUCUGCGAGUGGGAGAUCCUGGAGUGCGAUACAUGGACCAAGUAGUACCAACACCUUGAGCAUUGUCAUCCAUAUUCCAGUCACUGCAGUUAUUGGCAGAUAUAAAAUGAGUCUACAGAUUACCAGUGGCGGAAGGCCAAAUGUCACCAGCCUAGGAGGCUUCAUUUUGCUGUUUAACCCUUGGGCAUCAGGUGAUGAAGUGUAUGUGAGCAGUGAAGAAGAGAGAAUAGAGUACGUCCUAAAUCAAACUGGACUCUACUGGUUUGGAAAUGUGAACAGUUAUGGAUCUAGAAGAUGGGAUUAUGGACAGCUUGAAAAGGACAUCUUGAACAUUACCCUGGCUGUGCUUGACAGGAGUCCAGAGUACAAGAAGGACCCAGCCACGCAUGUGUCUCGCAGAAAUGAUCCCAUUUACGUGGGAAGAAUACUAAGUGCUAUGGUAAACAGCAAUGAUGACAAUGGAGUCAUUGUUGGGAACUGGAGUGCAAACUACAGUGGUGGAGAGAGACCUACAACCUGGAACGGAAGUGCCCCCAUUCUCCGCCAGUGGAUGCAAAAAGGACCGGUCAAAUUUGGGCAGUGUUGGGUGUAUGCAGGAGUACUUUGUACAGUUCUCAGAUGUUUGGGAAUACCAGCCAGGGUGAUUAUAAACUUCCAGUCUGCUCAUGACACACAUGUAAAUCUCUUGAUUGAUGAGAUCUAUGACGAAGAUGGGAGAAAGAAUGAAGACGAGACCCGGGACAGCAUUUGGAACUUCCAUGCAUGGAAUGAAGCUUAUUUUACUAGAAAGGAUCUUGGGUCACUUUAUAACGGAUGGCAAAUACUGGAUGCAACUCCACAGGAACGUAGUGACGGUAGAUACCAAUUGGGACCGACCUCGCAGAAGGCUGUGAAGGAAGGGGAUGUAGACAAACCGUACGAUACCGUAUUUGUGUUUGGUGAGGUGAAUUGUGACCAAGCACACUGGAUUAAGCAUAAGGAUGGAAGCAAAACAUUGGCUUACUCUGAGCCUACAGGCGUGGGGCAGCUCACCAGUACCAAAGCAGUUGGUGCUUUUCAUCGCAGGGAUAUAACCAAUGACUACAAAUACCCAGAAGGUUCUGCUAAGGAAAGAGAGAUCUUUGCGAAGGCAAAGGAAAAAGUGGAGCCACCAAUUACAGUUCUAAUGGCAAAUGAAGCUGCUACAAGCGAUUCUUCUGUUCCCCCAAAACCUGAAUUUUAUGCCAGUUUUAAAAAAGCGGCCGAAACACAAGUUGGUGAUGAUCUGAAACUCAGCUUGACGUUCAAAAACACGGUGGCUAAAUCUCAGAAGAUAAAGGUCAACAUGACAGCCACGGCCAUAAUAUACAACCGUAAACCAGUCAAAGAUAUUCUUACUGAAUCCCAUUAUGUUACACUGGGACCUAACGAAGAGAAAAGCAUUGAGCUGACAAUACUAUACAUACAGUAUAGACAGGCCAUAACGCCUGACAACAUGAUUCAAACUACAGCUGUGUGUGAGGAUGAGACUGGAGGCAAACUGCUGGUACAAACUGUGAAUACAUUGAAGAACCCUACACUACUGUUGAGGGCUAGUGAAGACGUCAAAUUAAACACAACUUCACAAGUGGAUGUUAUAUUUACUAAUCCAAGUCAAGAGGAGAUCUGUAACAGUGUCUUGAUUGUAGAGGGGAGCGGCCUUUUGAGCGACCAACUGAUUAUUAACUCACUGAUGGAAUCCCCUAUCUCCAAUUCGGAACUGGAGACCACUCUCAAACUUACCCAAGCCGGCAAAGCACCUGGCCCAGAUGGCUUUUCCGUAACCUAUUACAAACGCUACCUCCCUAUUUUGGCCACUCCAUUCUUGAAUGCACUUAAUUCCCUGUACACGGCCCAUGCCCCGCCACCUGAUUCCCUCAGAGCACAUAUUACUGUCAUACCCAAGGAGGGGAAGGAUCCGUCCCUAUGCCCCAGCUAUAGGCCAAUAUCGCUUCUUAACAUUGACACAAAACUUUUUGCCAAAAUUCUAUACCUUCGUCUUGUACCCCACCUGGGAGACCUCAUUCAUCCUGACCAAACUGGAUUUAUCCCAUCCAGAGAGGCGAGACAUAACACCACUCGAGCUCUGGGGAGGAUUCACUCCGCCCGGUCCAGCGCCACCCCGUGUGUACUCCUGUCCACCGAUGUGGAGAAGGCGUUUGACCGGGUGGACUGGUGGUUUCUACACAGUACAUUGGAGGUGGUGGGGGUGGGACAACACAUGCGAACCUGGAUUGGAGUGCUCUAUUCCAACCCCUCGGCCCUCGUCACCCUGAACUUUCCCCCGCUGCUGUCGCGUAUAAAAUCGGAUUUGGAAUCAUGGACCAAACGCACCUUUUCUUGGAUGGGCCGUUGCAACAUCCUGAAGCAAUCCAUCCUCCCACGCUUACUGUACCCCCUCCAAGCCCUGCCAAUUCACAUUCCUCCAUCCUUCUUUCGCAGCAUACGAACGGCCUUUACAGAGUUCGUCUGGAUUCAAAAACCGCCCAGAUUAAGCUAUGAUAUACUGCGGAGACCCAAGCAUUCGGGUGGGAUGUCUCUGCCAGACGUUCAUCAAUACUAUAUUGCCACACACCUGACUGGAACUGCAACUCGCCCUCCAAGCUUUGGGUUGCCUUAG